Molecule: messenger RNA, 2802 nt
Organism: Coniophora puteana RWD-64-598 SS2
Lineage: Eukaryota; Fungi; Basidiomycota; Agaricomycetes; Boletales; Coniophoraceae
Exons: 6
Coding region: 1-2802 (933 amino acids)
Source: RefSeq, a predicted model, not a curated record
AUGGAGCUCGACGGGUACCUUGGUCAGCAUCUGGUUAGCAAGUUGGGAGCACCCGAUGAGAAUUCAGGCGAGUCACAGCGUGCAUAUGUUGAAGAAGUCCCUGAUGGCGACGAUGAACCGACCCCUGUCAUCUCGGAGAUGCGAUGGUGUCAGGACUAUAACCAAGUGAAUACCGAUGCCGAUGCCGGAUACGCGUACAAGCAAGUACCCACUUUAUUCGAGCAGAUUCGUGAUGUCCAGGACGCGAAGAAGAUGAGCGUGUAUGGCCCGUUUGCGGAUGAGGAUGACUGGGAGCUUGCUAGAUGGCUGUGGGAUAACUGCACGCAAAGCGGAGCAGAUAAGCUGUUGAAGAUGAAGAUAACGCAACAACGCACGCGCCCGAGCUUUGGCAGCACAUAUACCUGGCUCAAAAAGAUUGAUCAGCUACCUACUGGUCCAGAUUGGACGUGCAAACACAUGCUCGUCAACGGCGAUGGUGACGUUUCUGAAGACCUCAACAGUAGCAAUGAACAAGUGGGGGAUGGUGGUGACGAGACAGAGCGCUUGGAGUUGUGGAUGAGAGAUCCAGUUCAAGCAGUACGCAAGCUCAUUGGCAACCCGCAUUUCCGAGAGUCUAUGGCAUAUGCACCGGAGCACGUGUACACGGACAUGGACAUGACGAAUCGACGUAUCGAUGAAAUGUGGACCGCGGACUGGUGGUGGGAGACACAGAGCAAAAUUGAGCGAAAGGGCACUGUUGGCGCCAUCAUCCUGUCAACAGACAAGACACAGCUCUCACUCUUCAGAGGCGAUAAACAGGCGUACCCCGUCUACAUAACCUUGGGAAACAUUGCGAAAGGAGUACGACGUCAGCCGUCAAAGCAUGCAAGUGUGGUUAUUGGCUACUUACCGGUUUCGAAGCUGAAAAGCUUCGAGAACAGCGCGGUGGCUUCAUACCGGCUGUUUCACUUCUGUAUGGGCGAGAUCUUGCGCCCCCUGGUGGAAGCCGGACGAGGAGGCAUCUUCAUGUUGUGUGCUGAUGGCUUUCUUCGACGUGUCUUCCCCAUCCUCGCCGCGUACAUCGCAGAUCAUCCCGAGCAGUGCCUGGUCGCAUGCUGUGCCCAGAAUUGCUGCCCGCGGUGUCUGGUGGAUGUGGACCGACGUGGAGAAGAAGCACGAUCUGCAAACCGGAGUCACAACAAGGCCAAUACCCCCCCCACAUUCAUCGCCGAUGGUCUCCACCCCAUCUUCUCGCCAUUCUGGGCAUCCCUUCCCUAUACCAAUAUCUUCCGCUGCAUCUCGUCGGACGUCCUGCAUCAGCUGCACCAGGGAGUCUUCAAGGAUCACCUACUCAAGUGGUGCUCUGCUGCUGUUGACGAAGAUACAGAUCUUGAUGAGCAUUUCCAAGUCAUGCCGCCUUAUGCAGGUCUACGCCAAUUCAAGGACGGUAUUUCGCGAAUCCGGCAGUGGACCGGAGGAGAGCACAAGCAAGUGCAGCGUGUAUUUGUCGCAGCAGUUGCAGGCUCUGUUGAUCGUCACGUGCUAAUUCCUACGCGCGCACUGCUAGACUUCAUCACGCUUGCACAGUACUACUCACACACCACCAACACACUCUCGCGGAUGGAGGAGGCUUUACGGACCUUUCAUAAAUACAAGGAUGAGUUUCUCAAGCACUAUGAUCACGAUCACUUCAACAUCCCGAAGCUGCACUCACUGCUUCAUUACUUAGAGAUGAUUUUGGCGCUCGGUUCACUUGACGGCCUCAACUCUGAAAAUACCGAGCGGUUACACAUCGACUACGCAAAACGGGCAUACCGAGCGACCAACAAGAAAGAUUAUAUAGUCCAGAUGGCCCGCUGGCUUCAGCGCUCUGAGGCUCUAGCCUGGUGGCCACAGUAUCUCGAAUGGCGCCUACCUCCAUCUGGGACUGAUGCCAGCGAGGAUGAAGACGUUGAUCCAGCGGACGUCAAGUCUGAUCCCUCGUCUGCUCUGAUGUUGCCCUCCAUUCAUACUCGCCCAAACCCUUCUCCCUCGCCUCUCCCUCGCCCCUCCCGCAAUUCCGACGAUUUGCUUCAAGAGGCAACUAGUGCAAAUCUAGAUGCGAGCGCGGCAGCCGGUUUUGUCGUGCGAUCGCCCACCGUUGCAAUACGAGUGCCCCAUAGGAACAUACCAGUCUCGAUGAUCAUCAAGGAUCACGGCGCUGUUGGCUUCACAGAAGCGCUGAUCGCGUUCUUAGAGAACAACAAUGCACUUCGCCCCAGCUUCCAUCCAAACCAAUACGAUGUAUAUGAUCUCUUCAACGGAGCCGUUGUGCACCUCCCCCCUGAGCCAUAUCUCAACGUCAGCAAGCUCGAUGUUUGUAUUCGAGCAACACCAGCCAAGUGGAACGGAUCACGCAAGCGUGAAGCACCAGCCCGGUGGGAUACAGUAUUGGUGGAGGUGGAUCACGCUCAGCACGCCAAGCAUGGAGGACUGCACGGUCUUCGCGUUGCUGAGGUACAGGUUAUAUUCUCAUUGCCAGAACACCUCGGCCACGUCAAAGAGCCACUCGCGUACGUGCAGUGGUUCCGUGAGGUCAGACUCAGCAACCUCGACCGCGACUCCGGCAUGUUCAAGCUCUCCCGAGCAUCCCGUCGCGGUUCUCCUCACACCGAGUGCGUCCCUCUGUCCCGUAUCAUUCAUCCAUGUCAUCUUGUGCCAUGUUUUGGCCGUACUGCUGUCCCUUCAGCUUGGCUUUGCGGCAGGGUACUGGAGCUUGCCCCGCAUUUCUUACUCAAUAGAUACAUUGAUACUGCUAUGUAUGAAGAUUAUGUACAAUUCUAA